CAAAUCAAGUAAUCCCAAAAGCACCGCUAAAACCAAUUCCGGCUUUUGAAGAACCAUUUAGCCGUAUUAUGAUUGAUUGCGUCGGACCAUUACCUAAAACUAAGCGAGGUAAUCAAUAUUUAUUGACAAUUAUGUGUGUUUCGACACGUUUUCCUGAAGCAAUACCACUUCGAAAUAUCAAGGCUAAAACCAUUGUAGAAGCACUUACAAAGUUUUUCACUUUAGUUGGUCUUCCAAAAUCCAUCCAGUCUGACCAAGGUUCGAAUUUCACGUCAGGGUUGUUUCAACAAAUUAUGCACGAACUAGGUAUUAAACAAUACACCUCGUCAGCUUAUCAUCCGGAAAGUCAAGGCGCUCUGGAAAGGUUUCACCAAACAUUGAAGCAAAUGAUUAAGACAUAUUGUUUUGAAACUGAGAAAGAUUGGGACGACGGCGUCCAUUUCCUUUUGUUCGCGGCUCGUGAGUCAGUUCAAGAAUCAUUAGGGUUUAGUCCAUUUGAGUUAGUUUUUGGUCACACGGUUCGAGGACCGCUCAAGCUUUUAAAGGAAAAGUUGCUUACCGACGACGGUGGUUCAUUGAAUAUUUUACAGUAUGUAACGGACUUUCGUACCAAAUUAACUAAGGCUUGUGACCUAGCACGUAAGAACCUUAAAACAGCUCAAAAUCGCAUGAAGCACAGUUACGACAGUCACAAAAACACCGUAACUCGGAAUUUUCAGAACGGAGAUAAGGUUCUUGCACUUCUUCCGGUUCCUGGAAACCCCUUGCAAGCUAGGUAUUUUGGGCCCUAUGUUAUAGAAAAGAAAGAGAAUGAUUUAAACUAUAUAAUCAUUACUCCAAAUAGACGUCGAAAGAAACAGCUUUGCCAUGUAAAUAUGCUUAAAGCAUAUCACGAAAGAAAGAAAGUAGUACAGUCAGUAAAUGUAGUGAGUUCAGAUAGAGAUAGGUAUAGUAAUGAGGAUGAAUCUGAACUCUCUAGUUUGUCUGAGACAACAAAAUUGAGCAACUCCGACGUUUUACGAAAUAUGGAUUCGAAGUUAUCUCAUCUUCAACCAUCUCAACGUCAGGAUGUUCUAGACCUUGUUAAUGAAUAUGCACAAUUAUUCCCCGACAUUCCUUCUCGAACUGACAUGAUUUCCCACGACGUUGAUAUUGGCGACGCUUCCCCUAUAAAACAACACCCUUACCGAUUGAACUCAACGAAAGCAAAAUACCUUGACCAAGAGAUCCAAUACCUCCUUGAAAAUGAUUUCAUCGAACACAGUCAAAGCAGUUGGAGUUCACCCUGUAUAUUAGUUCCUAAACCAGACGGUAGUUAUCGAAUGUGUACAGACUACCGUAAAGUAAACAACCUCACGAAGUCGGAUAAUUUUCCCAUUCCUCGGAUGGAUGAUUGCGUGGAUAAAAUUGGAAAUGCUAAGUAUGUGUCGAAGUUUGAUUUACUGAAAGGAUUCUGGCAAAUCCCUUUAAGCGAACGUGCCAAAGAGGUUUCAGCAUUCGUAACACCACGUGGAUUAUACCAAUACAAAGUUAUGCCAUUUGGAAUGCGAAAUGCCCCUGCCACCUUCCAACGCCUUAUCAACCAGAUAAUUUCCCAGAUCGACGGCUGCGAAGGUUAUAUUGAUGACGUGAUCAUUUAUAGUGACACCUGGGAAGAGCAUCUGGAAAUAUUACGAAAGUUUUUCAAACGGUUAAGCGAAGCCAAGUUAACCAUAAGUACUUUGUACUUUCAAGAAAGUUCUGCAAACUUUCUUUCCUUUAAGGGGGAGGGUGUAACAUCACUGAUGGCAGUGUUAUACCAUGUUAUUUAAUAUAUUCAAUACUAUAUUCAAUACUAUAUAUUCAGUAUACUGUUAUAAUUAUAAGAGAAGACCUUAGGCAACCUUCCUCGCAUGAAUAAGCAAAUAUUUAGAGAGAUUAAAGAACCACGGGAAACGCCUAGUACCACAAACCACGCAAACAGGACAUAGUUUUGUGGUUGAUAAACACUGCUAGAACUUGCUUUGACAAACAUAUUGCGUAGAGGAAAUUAGUCAUAGUUACAGAUUUCUUCCUCUAAAAUUUAUUAUAAAAGCUGAGCACAACCUGAGAGUCGAGAGCGGAGAGUGAAGUGAGAAGAGCCAUUUAGGCUAAAAUACUUCAUAAGCCAACAAAGGCUGAAGUAUAUAAUUAAAAGGCUAGAUAAUUAAGCCUCGUCAAGUAAACUGAAGAACAUUGGAAUAUUGUGGAAUAAUUAUUAUUAAAGAAGACGGAAUACAAAGUAUAAAGAAUAAAGAUUCAAAGUUGUGCUCAGCUCAAACAAAUAGAGAUAUAAGUUGAUAUAUUAAGAUUACUAUAUUAUUAUAACAUUAUAGAGACGCUAAUUCAUAUUGUUGAAAGUAAAUAAAAUAUAUAAAAGGUAUAAGGUUUCAUGCUAUUUGUGUUACGGUAGCGUUAAUAUAAUUUGAACCCGAAGCCUAAAGGUUGAAAAUAUACCUAAUUGGAAAAUAUAUUUGACGCAUAAAUAACGCACCAUAACACCAGAGUCAGACACAAUGCAAAAUCCAUAGAAAACAGGUACAAUUCGUUGAAAAUUUUAACGAAAUUGUUGGAAACAUUUUACCCACUACACGAAAGACCGCCAUUUUGAAAAGGAUAAAAUUAAGCAGCUCAUUAAUAUUCUAUUUUGUCUAGUCCCAGUCGUUCUGAAGCAAGCGCGAGAAAAAAGUGGAUGUAGUACGAGACUGGGACCUAGGUGUGACGUCACCGCUCAAGGUGCUUCAGAACGCCUAGCAGAUUUCAGUAUUUUUAAUAUGGCGGAAAAAUUAUAUAUAC
Paramuricea clavata is the source of this 2814-nucleotide messenger RNA. NCBI's taxonomy places the organism in Eukaryota, Metazoa, Cnidaria, Anthozoa, Malacalcyonacea, Plexauridae. The record is from the annotation of a GenBank genome assembly.